This is a messenger RNA of Hydatigera taeniaeformis, 423 nucleotides long. NCBI's taxonomy places the organism in Eukaryota, Metazoa, Platyhelminthes, Cestoda, Cyclophyllidea, Taeniidae. The record is from the annotation of a GenBank genome assembly.
AUGUCGAAGCGUGGGCGCGGUGGUUCUUCUGGAGGGAAGUUUCGGAUUACCCUUGGUCUUCCUACCGGCGCGGUGAUGAACUGUGCCGACAACACUGGAGCCAAGAAUCUGUAUGUGAUUGCCGUCUUCGGUGUGAGAGGUCGCCUCAAUCGUCUGCCAUCGGCAGCCACUGGCGACUGCGUGGUGUGCUCGGUGAAAAAGGGCAAACCGGAGCUCCGUAAGAAGGUGUGGCAAGCUGUCGUAAUACGCCAACGGAAAGCCUUUCGUCGGAAAGACGGGACGUUUAUAUAUUUUGAAGACAACGCGGGUGUAAUAGUGAAGUCAAAUGGCGAAAUGAAGGGUUCCGCCAUCACUGGUCCCGUGGCAAAGGAGUGUGCGGAUAUGUGGCCGAAGAUCGCCUCUAAUGCAGGAUCUAUCCACUGA